Molecule: messenger RNA, 705 nt
Organism: Darwinula stevensoni
Lineage: Eukaryota; Metazoa; Arthropoda; Ostracoda; Podocopida; Darwinulidae
Source: the annotation of a GenBank genome assembly
AUGUACCGGGCAAUCAUGGGAUACCUGGUCACCAAAUACGGGAGAGACGACUCGCUCUAUCCCAAAGACGCCGAGAAAAGGGCGAUGGUGGACCGGAUUUUGUAUUUCGACAUCGAGACCCUCUACAGAAGCAUCCAGGACUACUUCAAACCCAAGAUUCUUGGCUCGGGGAUACUGGAACCGAGCAAAGGAAAUGCCCUCAAACAAAGCUUGGAGUAUCUGGACGAAUUUUUGAGCGCUGAUCGAAACGGCGGCGGGUCCUACGUGGCUGGGAGUCAACUGACGAUCGCGGAUUUCGCUGUUCUCGCCUCCGUCUCUCAUCUCGUCGCUUUGGGGUGGAGCAUCUCGUCCUACCCGAAUGUUUCUCGAUGGUUCGAGAAACUGAAGAAAGAACUCCCGUUCUACCAUCCCUGCGUCGACGAAGGAGUGAAAAUGCUUCUCGAUUGGAUCAGUUGCGUGGAAGAGAAAACCAAGAAGAGCUCUUCGUAAUGUUAUUUUUCGCCUGUCCUCGCCCCUUCGCUCAUCGCAUGGUACAAACGCAUUAUUCUUCAUUCCACUAAGCUUCCAAGAAGUGCCCAAUGCUACAUUCCAUCACGGUUGUGAUCCGAUUACUACUGUCCCCUGAAUCCCUUCUUACUUUUCUAUGUUCACUUACUUUUUCAAAAAUGUUGUCUGCGUUUAAGGAACACGAGCUUUGUGACAUUA